Messenger RNA from Closterium sp. NIES-65, 2637 nucleotides. The record is from the annotation of a GenBank genome assembly. NCBI's taxonomy places the organism in Eukaryota, Viridiplantae, Streptophyta, Zygnematophyceae, Desmidiales, Closteriaceae.
AUGGGAAAGAACCGCGAGAGCCAACAGGAUAUUAGACCCGCAGCUCCUCAAAGGCCUUCAAUCGCCGCAGCUGCCAAGUGCACCAAGAUUAUCGACAUUCAAGGAAUGGACGAUGUUGAACUGCUAACUGAUGGGCUUGACGAACCUAUCGAAACUGAGCUUCCGAAGGCUCCACGUCUUACUGCACCGCAAAGUGCAGUCUCCAGCCGGGCAACAUCGCCAGUCAGACCUGAGCGAGCGUUUAUGCUCCACAGCGUAUCAGUCCCUGCCUCCCCAGAGAAGUUCUCCUCACACCCUCCUCAGAACCUGGCAUCGUCGCUUCCCAAAAUCUCCGGCCUUGAUGCGGUUGUGGAGACAGCUCCGCGGGUCUCGAAUCCAGCUCGCAUCAAAGUUGUGGUUCGGAAGCGACCCAUUAACAAAAAGGAGCGUUUGCGAAAGGAGUACGACGUUAUAUAUAUUGAGGAACCAAGGACCCUAACCGUUCGCGAGCCGAAAGUGAAGGUCGACUUGACGGCUUACGAAGAGACGCACAAGUUUGUCUUCGACGCUGUGCUGGAUGAAACAGUAACCAACGACGAGGUAUAUCGCGAAACCGUGGAGCCCAUUGUUCCUACGAUAUUCAUGCGAACCAAAGCGACUUGCUUCGCAUAUGGUCAGACAGGGAGUGGUAAGACCUACACGAUGCAGCCUCUGCCACUGAGGGCUGCACAGGAUAUGCUGAACAUCAUCAACCUGGAACGCAACAAAGAUUCCAACUUCCAAUUGUGGAUAAGCUUCUUCGAGAUCUAUGGUGGCAAGCUCUUCGACUUGCUCAAUGACCGAGCGAAGCUACAAAUGCGCGAGGAUGGGAGGCAGCAAGUGUGCAUUGUCGGCUUGAAGGAGGUCAAUGUUGUCUCCGUUGACACCGUUUACGAGCUAAUAUCCAGGGGAAGCUCCGCAAGAAGCACUGGCACGACCGGUGCGAACGAAGAGUCGUCGCGAAGUCACGCCAUUCUCCAGAUGGUUAUUAGGCAGAAAAUUCAGCCUGACAAGACACAGGCGCGACGAGCCAGGAGGUCACUUGGGGGCGCGGACGAGAAGGACACCAUGGGAAAACUCGUGGGCAAGUUUUCGUUUAUUGACCUCGCGGGCAGUGAAAGAGGCGCUGAUACUACGGAUAAUGAUAAGCAGACCAGGAUGGAAGGAGCAGAGAUCAACAAAAGCCUUCUGGCUUUGAAGGAGUGCAUUCGCGCACUUGACAUGGAACAAAACCACAUUCCGUUCCGUGGUAGCAAGCUGACUGAAGUGCUGCGUGACUCCUUUGUGGGCAACUCUCGAACGGUGAUGGUAUCGUGCAUUUCUCCAGGAUCAGCUUCAGUCGAGCACACUCUGAACACUCUGCGCUAUGCUGACCGAGUCAAGAGCCUUUCAAAGGGCAACAAGAAGGAUACUGGGGGCUCCAGCAUUCCCAGUACUAUGGUUUCAUCGAAGAGCUCAACGACCACUGGAAGGGUGCAGCAGCCAGCCCCAGUCUACUUUCCUGAACCAUUUGGUGAGGAGACGAGCUCAGCAACUGAGAAGCGUCCGAGAUAUGAAAGCAUUCCGAGAGUUGCAUCUGCCUCUGGUUGCAUUCCGAGAGUUGCAUCUGCCUCUGAUCCUGGUCGUUUCAGUAUUGGAGGCCGGCAGUCUGCAGUGGAGGGAGGGAUGUUUAAGGAGAAGAAUGCCAGCAAGCUAGUUGAAGAGAUUGUAGAUGACAUGGAGCUGGACAAUGACAGUGCUGAGGUUGUUGGAACCCUGCUUGCUGACCUGGAAGAAGGAGUAAGCUCCAUGGAUAGCCUUUGUGGGGAGGUCGAACGAUCGCGCAUUCCGUCAGAUUCGGCCAUGGAGGUCUCUGAUCCAACGCAGCCUGGCAAGGACCCUAACAUGCUAGGUGCGAAUGAGUCAACCUUCCUCUCCAGCUUCACAAAAUCAUCUGUUCCAUCCACCAGGCCCUUCCGUUCAACCUUAGGCUGGUCUGCAGGGUCGUCGUCCAGGGCUUCUGCUGGUGCCUCAGCUGCUUCAGGAGGCCAGGCUGCUGCUGCACCAGUGAAGGAAGGAAACAAUUCGAGACUCCUGCGUCGAACCACGUCCAUUCCAUCUGCCCCUGGUGUGACUGAUAAGGCAGCAGAGGCCGGCCAGUCGGCUGCUGAGCUUCAGACAAGCUCAGUUCUGGUUGCAAAAACAGUUGAUACCUCUGCAAGCAGCAGGCCUUCCGCAGCAAGUGACAACUCUUCAGAGGAAGAUGCGAGCAACAAGGCUGAGCCAGCAGUGCGCAGGAAGCAGCCUCCAAGGAAAGCAAAAACUGCUGGAAGGUUGCAAAGACAGGAGGUAUCUGAGGUGUCGGAGUCCUCGAGUGAGCUCAUUGAGGCAUCUGAUCCACUCGCUGCCAAACACAAGCCUUCGCCUGAGAUUGCCCAUAUCAUUUCACUCCAUGAGAGGCUCGUCAAGCAAUACUCCGCAUUGGAACAACGGGAAAUGAAGAUGCUUGAUCAAAUCAGAGCGGGGGACGGCAGUUUCGAUGUUUACCUUUUGGAGACUGGGAGGAUUGUUGCUGAGAAAAUGUCCAGCCUUGCACAGCUGCAAGCUGAGAUUGCCAAGUUCCAGUUUACCAGGAGAUAG